Molecule: messenger RNA, 522 nt
Organism: Prorocentrum cordatum
Lineage: Eukaryota; Dinophyceae; Prorocentrales; Prorocentraceae
Source: the annotation of a GenBank genome assembly
AUGAGCAUCAGGCCAUCACCGCCGCGCCGUAGGUUCAGCAAUGCAUGCAACAGAGGUGGUGUGUCAUGGCUCCAAGCCUUCCACUACCUCCAAGUCAUCCACACUCUCGCAUGGACACGUACAAACACUACAACCUCCCACCAUGUUCCCGAGGUUGUCUUCGAGGACCCGGCCGCCUUGUGCUGCGGAUUGGAGGAGGUCGCGGAAGCGUUUCGAGCCUUGCGCGCUUGCAGUCCCGAGCACAUCGAGGAGCCGCUUCUGACCGACGCAGCGCUGCUGUGCGCGGCUGGGGAGGCCCCUGCAGGGGUCGUCUGUCUGCAGCUGCGCCAGAGGUACUUCGGCCGCCUGGAGGUGCGCAGCGCGGUGCUGGUGGACACGGACGAGAGCGGGCGCAUCACGCGCUUCGAGGAGAGGUGGAACAUGGCGCCGUUGGUGACGGGAGCUCUGUUCCAGUGGACGCGCAGGUUGAACGGCAAACUGAGUUUCGCACUCACGCCGCGAUUGCUGCGGACUCCGUGUUGA